AUGGGGACGAAGACGCGAAGCAUCACGGCGCCGGGGGUGAUCGAGCUCGGGGACGAGAACAACGACGCGGUGGUUUGGAAGAGACUCGGACAAGAAGGCGUCGAUAAGGCGGUCGAGUUGUGGAGUUCGGUGAACAGUGAGGCGGCGGCGGCGGCAAAAGGGGCGUGGGCCGGCGUGAAGCCCGCGCACAAGGUUUUCCUUUCGGAUAUUUUGGCGAGUCCGAAGCGCAACGCGUUUUUGAGAAAGUGGAUUCCGACGGAUAUCACGUACGUCAGUUUCAUCGGAGUCAUGCACCUCGGGUGCCUGCUCGCGCCGUUUACUUUCACCUGGGGAGCGUUCAAGUGCUUCUUGGCGAUGUAUUUCAUCACUGGUUGCCUCGGUAUCACGCUGAGCUAUCACAGGCAGAUUGCGCACAAGUCGUUCCGCACGCCCAAGUGGCUCGAGUACGCGCUCGCGUACUGCGGUGCGUUGGCCAUGCAAGGUGACCCGUUGGAGUGGGCGUCGAGCCACCGUUACCACCACCAGCACUGCGACACGCCCAAAGACCCGCACACGCCGUACGAAGGCUUCUGGUGGUCGCACGCCGGAUGGUUGUUGGAUAACGAGGCGACCAUCGAGCGCGUGGGGGAUCGCUCGAACGCCCAAGAGCUCGCGGCGCAGCCGUUCUACCGCUUCAUGGAGAAGACGUACAUCUGGCAUAUCGCCGCGUCCGCCGCUGUGUUGUUCGCCCUCGGCGGUUUGCCGUGGCUCGUUUGGGGUUUCUGCGUGCGCACCGUGUGGGUGUGGCACAUCACUUGGGCGGUGAACUCGGUGGCGCACUGCUGGGGUUCGCAAGAGUUCAACACGGGUGAUUUGUCUCGCAACAAUUGGCUCAUAGGUAUCUUGGCGUACGGUGAAGGCUGGCACAACAACCAUCACGCCUUCGAAUUUAGCGCUCGCCACGGAUUACGUUGGUGGCAAAUUGAUAUGACUUGGAUGGUCAUCAGCGUGUUGAAGUUCUUCCGCUUGGCGGAUAAGGUGAAACUCCCGAAGGAGGCGCAGAUGGAACGCAUGCGUUUCCAGCCAACCCAAGCCUAAGGAGUCAGCAAUGGAUACUACAAUAAAACGGUUUUAUUCACAGCCGCGACGACGACGCGCCGCUCGCUUCGUCGAUCGCUCGCCACCGACUUCAUUCUUCACUCCAGCAGUUUAAAAAGUAAAAAAAGUACAGGAGAUUUCCAGCAGCUGCUCUUCGCGACUCCGAGCGGAUGAAAGUUCCGCGCCUUAUUCUUACACGAGGAUCAUCGAU
Molecule: messenger RNA, 1288 nt
Organism: Ostreococcus lucimarinus CCE9901
Lineage: Eukaryota; Viridiplantae; Chlorophyta; Mamiellophyceae; Mamiellales; Bathycoccaceae
Exons: 1
Coding region: 1-1077 (358 amino acids)
Biological process (GO): lipid metabolic process
Cellular component (GO): endoplasmic reticulum membrane
Molecular function (GO): oxidoreductase activity, acting on paired donors, with oxidation of a pair of donors resulting in the reduction of molecular oxygen to two molecules of water
Source: RefSeq, a predicted model, not a curated record